CGCGGAAAAACGUCCGUGACAGCCCACGCGACGUGUAUCAUAUACAACGUACAUACAUACGCAUACGUACGUACGUACGUGCGUUUCGACGAGGAAGACGACGGCGACUCCCCAUUAUCGCCAUCCAGUCACAACACGCGUUCGCGCGAGAUGAGCAUUAUUUGAUCGCAUGUUCGGCGCCAGCGCGUAAGAGGCUCCCGUAUACACAGACACUCGAAUAUAAACCCAUUGAAGCGAGAGGGAAAAAAGAUGUCGAAAGCCCCUGACAGACAGAGCUACGCACAAACCUACAAGCUCGUCGUCGUCGGUGGUGGUGGUGUCGGAAAAUCGGCGAUCACGAUACAGUUCAUUCAAAGUUUUUUUGUGACCGAUUAUGAUCCAACAAUCGAGGAUUCUUAUACAAAGCAGUGCGUCAUUGACGAUGUGCCAGCUAAACUUGACAUAUUGGACACUGCUGGUCAGGAAGAGUUUAGCGCAAUGCGUGAACAAUACAUGAGAAGCGGCGAGGGAUUUCUUCUCGUAUUCGCGGUCACCGAUCAUUCGUCUUUUGACGAAAUAUUAAAGUUUCACAGGCAAAUACUUCGGGUGAAAGAUCGAGACGAGUUUCCUAUGUUAAUGGUUGGAAACAAAGCAGAUUUGGACCAUCAAAGAAGCGUAUCAAUUGAAGAGGCACAAAGUAUAGCACGUCAAUUGAAAAUUCCAUACAUUGAGUGCAGUGCCAAGUUACGUAUGAACGUCGAUCAAGCUUUCCAUGAAUUGGUGCGAAUCGUCAGAAAGUUUCAAUUAUCGGAGCGGCCACCACUGAAACCAAAUUACAAAAAUAAGAAUAAUAAGAAGAAAUGUUGCAUGCUGUAAAAAAUCUAUCUAUCUUGACAGAUGAUUCAUACUAAUUCGAUCGGUGAGUUCUAAUUUCGAUUAGAAAGAAUGGUAAAUUCAAAAUGGCAGAGAGAUAUAAACUUUUAUAAUAUACUUUGUCGAAAAACUUUUUACACAUUUUACACAUGGUUAAUUAUAACCACGCAACAUACAAGUAACAUUAAAAUAAUGCAAAAUGUCUAAUGCAAGAAAAUUUAAGCGAGAAAUAAUUGAAUCAUAUAUGUAAAUUAUAAGAUAUUUUAAUUCCUUUAAUUUUAUUAUAUUUUUUGAAUUAGUAAUUUAUAGAAUUCAAUAGAAAGUGAUUUUUUUUUUUAUAUAUAACAGGAAAAUUUUUGUUUUGCACAAAUAGAAAUGAACAAUAUCCCAAUGACAAAAAAAUAAAUUAUUUUUUCAAUAAGUUUUACUAGAAACCGUUUACAAUAACUACUGAGUAGGUUGAAACAGUUUAUAACUCGAUUUACUAUUAUUAUUUGAAAUGCAAUAUAUUUGAAUUAAUAUAUUUUAGUAAUAUAUAGUACAAUGACGAUUGGAUUUGCUGAAAACCACACAUCAUUCAAUUGUACACAUCAAGUAUUUUCGGAUCUUUACAAAAUCAAAAUUUGCCUUCAUUGGAUCCUAAUUAUACAUUAGAUAUAUUUGAUACAUUUAAUAAUCUCGAAUAUAAUAGUGGAAUAUAAUUAUUCCGAAAAAUAAACAAAAAAAAUUUUAUUCUCUAUUGAAACAAAUUUGUACAAUAUACUUCUAUGACCAAUUUUAAAAUAUACGGGAUAUGUAAGAUAUAAAUAUACAGGAUUCAUACUGAAAUGUACAAUACAUUUCAUACUGAAAUGUAAAAUAUAUUUCUUCUUUUACUUUAUUAUUUUAACAAGAUGCUCUCGUAUGAAACAUUUGUUCAAUUUUUAUUACGCACAUGACCUGAUGAAUAUAAUGAUAUCAUUGGUACAUAUAACAUUAAAAAAAAAAAAUUAUUUUUAAUGUGAAAAUAGUUAACGAUUAAUAAUUUUAAAUGUUUUAAACACACUCUUUACUCUCUGCCACUCGUCGAAAGUAUUUUUGCUAUUAUUAGCAGUGUUCUAAUUCGUCUUCCUUUAGGUCGAGUCGUAAUGCCUAAUUGCGAAAAUCAAAAUGGCGUAGUGAUAUUGCCAAACAAACGAAUUGUCAAAUAUAAACAAUUUAUGUUUAUGAGUUAUGAAUUUAUAAAAAUUGUUCAAAUUGUUUAGAGUUAUCUCUAUAUAUUUACAUAUAGUACUAUAGUAGUUGAAAUUUUGUGCUAUUGUUGUUAUAAUGGAAUCAGAAUGGGGCCAAUAACAUUUUUAACAUAGAUGAAACUGUAAUUAACAAUAUCUAAACAGCGUAUACUCCACAAAUUCUGAUUAUGCUGUGUAACAUUUAAUAUUCUCAGUGGUUAAUACAAUCAGUGGAACUUCUUUGAAAUUACUCAUAUAUUAUAUAUAGUACAUGUAAAAAAAAAGGAUCAGUUUGUUCUAAUUUUUGAAACAAGAUUAACAGUUUACAUAUCUAUUUAUUUUAAUAUUUUCGUUAUAUCGAUAAUUAAACGUCUUCCAAUAUCCCUUAGAUGCAUAUAUCUUGUUCUAUGAUGUUAUUUCUAUUUUAUGAAAAUAAUUUCAAUAUAAAAUAAUAUUCUAAUUCUUUAUAACUUUCUAAUUGACAAAUAAUAGAAGCAUUCAAGUAAUUUCAUAACUUCUUUUCCGCUAACUGAAUUUAUUUCAAUGAUCUAUAUCUAUAUUGAAUGGUAAUUAUAUAAUAUGGUAUUUCUGAUUAAAAGCUGUAUUUGUGGAGAGAUGAUAAUGUGUUCAGAAAAACUCGGUUUCACCAGCAAUGAGAAAUAUUUUUAACUAUUUCAAAUAUUUUCACACAUCACAUUUUGUCAUAGUUCCAUUGUUGGUGAUACCGAUCACGAAACUACUAAUUAUAAAGCUAAUAAUAAUAUACUAGCUUUAAUAUAAUGUAGUUAAUAAUAAUAAUAAUAUACAAUCCAUAUAUAAGUUUACAAACAAUACGAUUAUACGAUACAAAUUUUCACAAAAAUCUUGCGACGAUAUAUCAUACUUAACAAUAAUUAAUUUAUAUACGAACGUAUAUUUUACAAAAUGUAGUUUGUAAUAAUUUGCAAAGCGACACGAACAGAAUAAAAAAAUUCCAUUUAUUUUUGUAACUGACUAUAUUUAUAUGUUUGUAAAAAAAAAGUCUAUAUAUAUGCAGACUGAUUUUUAGAUUCAAUCUAUGUUUGUUAAAUAACUUCUGUAAACCAAAUAAUAUGAAUAUAAAUUAACUGUUA
Molecule: messenger RNA, 3175 nt
Organism: Cataglyphis hispanica
Lineage: Eukaryota; Metazoa; Arthropoda; Insecta; Hymenoptera; Formicidae
Gene: Ras64B
Product: ras-like protein 2
Exons: 4
Coding region: 250-855 (201 amino acids)
Biological process (GO): signal transduction
Cellular component (GO): plasma membrane
Molecular function (GO): GTP binding; GTPase activity; GDP binding
Source: RefSeq, a predicted model, not a curated record